Octodon degus (degu) is the source of this 1183-nucleotide messenger RNA. It is a transcript of the gene Elavl3, whose product is annotated as ELAV like RNA binding protein 3. Lineage: Eukaryota; Metazoa; Chordata; Mammalia; Rodentia; Octodontidae. Gene Ontology annotation, molecular function: RNA binding. Gene Ontology annotation, cellular component: ribonucleoprotein complex. Bases 10 to 1089 code for a protein of 359 amino acids. The record is from RefSeq and is a predicted model, not a curated record. The transcript is spliced from 6 exons.
CUGGGGGCCAUGGAGUCUCAGGUGGGGGGGGGCCCGGCCGGCCCAGCCCUGCCCAAUGGGCCACUCCUGGGCACCAACGGAGCGACUGACGACAGCAAGACCAACCUCAUCGUCAACUACCUGCCCCAGAACAUGACCCAGGAUGAGUUCAAGAGUCUGUUCGGCAGCAUCGGUGACAUUGAGUCCUGCAAGUUGGUUCGGGACAAGAUCACAGGCCAAAGCCUCGGCUAUGGAUUUGUGAACUAUUCUGACCCCAACGACGCAGACAAAGCCAUAAACACCCUCAACGGCCUCAAACUGCAGACCAAGACCAUCAAGGUGUCCUACGCCAGGCCCAGCUCUGCAUCCAUCCGGGAUGCCAACCUGUAUGUCAGCGGGCUCCCCAAGACCAUGAGCCAGAAAGAGAUGGAGCAGCUCUUCUCACAGUACGGGCGCAUCAUCACCUCGCGCAUUCUGGUGGACCAGGUCACAGGUGUCUCUCGGGGUGUGGGGUUCAUUCGCUUUGACAAGAGGAUCGAGGCCGAGGAGGCCAUCAAAGGAUUGAAUGGGCAGAAGCCGCUCGGUGCGGCCGAGCCCAUCACGGUCAAGUUCGCCAACAACCCGAGUCAGAAGACGGGGCAGGCGCUGCUCACCCACCUCUACCAGUCGUCCGCCCGGCGCUAUGCAGGCCCCCUGCACCACCAGACACAGCGCUUCCGGCUGGACAACCUGCUCAACAUGGCCUACGGAGUCAAGAGUCCCCUGUCGCUCAUCGCCAGGUUCUCUCCGAUCGCCAUCGACGGCAUGAGUGGCCUGGCCGGCGUGGGGCUGUCGGGGGGCGCGGCUGGCGCCGGCUGGUGCAUCUUCGUGUACAACCUGUCACCUGAGGCGGACGAGAGUGUGCUGUGGCAGCUGUUUGGGCCCUUUGGUGCAGUCACUAACGUCAAGGUCAUCCGUGACUUCACCACCAACAAGUGCAAGGGCUUCGGCUUUGUCACCAUGACCAACUACGACGAGGCGGCCAUGGCCAUCGCCAGCCUCAAUGGCUACCGCCUGGGAGAGCGUGUGUUGCAGGUGUCAUUCAAGACCAGCAAACAGCACAAGGCCUGAGCUGCCCCCUCCCCGCCACCCUGUCCCUGGGCAGCAGAGAGAGAAAGAGAGAGAAAGAGAGAGAGAGAGAAAAAGAGGGGCCCGAGAGAGACAG